Psilocybe cubensis is the source of this 2127-nucleotide messenger RNA. RefSeq lists its product as uncharacterized. The record is from RefSeq and is a predicted model, not a curated record. The transcript has 3 exons. Lineage: Eukaryota; Fungi; Basidiomycota; Agaricomycetes; Agaricales; Agrocybaceae. The coding region runs from base 1 to 2127 and encodes 708 amino acids.
AUGUCUGCGAUACUCGUCCUGUGCUCGCUGCUGCACAUCGUUGCUGCAGACGACAGCACGUCAGAAUUCCAGCAUGACCCCUACCUCGCCUUCCGUCCACAGUUCGCCCGUUCCCUCCCCGUCCAGAUCAUGCUCACCGGCGUCGUCCUCACCCUCGUCGCCGUCCUUUUCAUCCAUCUCAUGUUCACCGCUCAGUAUCACUGGCCUCUCGCCCCCGUAAACUAUGUUCUCCAGCUCUCCGGUGUCACCACUCUGCUCAUCUCUCUCAUCGCUACCAUCCAUGUCGUUCUCUCCGCCACCUUUGCCGAGAGCGAAAAGUGGCCUUAUAUGCUCUCAUACAUCGCCGUCAAUGUUCCACCCCUCGACAUCGAUACCAACACAGAGGGCUGGUCCGUCGCAGAGAGGGCCACCUGGCUCGUUAUGAAUGCCUCAACCUCGGGUCUCAUCCAGAUAACACACAUUCAAUUUCUCACUCUACUCUAUCCCUCCAAGCUCGAGGGCCGUCUCAUCUUCGCCCUUCUAGGGCCCCUCGCCGUCGUCGCUGCCGUCAUGCAGCUCCUUCCCAUCAGCGGCAACACCUACGUCAACAACAUUGCUUCCGCCGUCCGCAACGUCUGCAACGCCACCCUCUCCCUCCUCUUCACCCUCUCCCUCUUUAUCUGGGGUCUCCUCGUUAACCGCCGCCAGGCCUGGCGCACAGACGGCGGCACCGCUGUCUUUGGCUGCGCCGCCCUCUCCCUCGCCGUCGUCAGUACCGCCCUCAACUUCCUCUACGUCCACAAGGAGGAAGAAUUCGUCUGGCUCCCUGCCCUCAUGUGGGCCGUCGUUCUCUGGCAGAGCUUCCUCGGCUGGUGGUGGUGGGUCGGCGCUGGCUCGGGCGGCGCCUUUGCGAGCGAAGACGAAAAUAUGGAGGACAAGCUUCGCAGGCAGGCUAAGCGCGACGCCCGUCGCAGGGAAAAACGUGAGAAGAAGAAGGAAAUGGGCAGACUGCGAAGCACCAUGCUCGCACGAAGCGAGUCCCGGAAUGGGACAGGCAUGCUAGCUGUACCCACGUCCUCUGCGUCCGCGUCGGGCCAGUCCCUCUCGCGCUCCUCCAACGCGUAUCUGCGCCAUGGCGUAUCCCCAUCCUCUAUCGCCCCGCGCGAAAUAUCUCAGACCAACUCGAGCGAGCCGCUCACCGCUUCCCCUACCUCCCCCCGCACUAACACCAACACCAACACCAACUCGACCUCGCUCAGCGACACAACGACCUCCGCAUCGUCUUACGCCUCCUCCUCCCUGCGCACGCGCCCGAGCGGCCGUCUGCCGCAGUACCUCCCUGGCGUCGUCUGGCGCUGGUACGCGUCGCUGCGCCGUGAGCACAACGCCGCCGCGCGCGUGCAGGCCGCCGAGCGUGUCGAGCGGAUGCGCGAGAUCGGCGCGGUGCCGGCUGGGAGUGCGGGUGCUGGGCCGAGCGCUAGUGCGGCGGGUCCAGGAUCAGGGGAGAUGGGCAUCGAGAUGACGGAUGUGAGCACCCGAAAUGCGGAGGACGAUCCGCUUACUGUGGAGAAAGCUGCGGCACGCAAUGCUAGUGCCAAUAACAACAAGAAUAACAAUGCUAAUGCUAGUGGUGCUGCUGGUGCGCGUCGAGGGCAGGUCGAGGUGGUUGGGUGGGGAUGGGGAUGGGAGGGCUUUGGCUGGCGGCGCCGGCAGAGGCGCGCCGAGCGCGAUACGGAUGCCCAGAUGGAGCGGGACUUUGAGUUCGAACGACAGGGCCGCAGUCGGGGCCGUACGCGACGGAGAAGGGGGGCGGAGGAGAAUGGGAGCGGGAGCCAAUGGUCAUCUGCAUCGUCUUCCGAUCCAUCAGACGAGGAGGAGGAGGAGGAGGAGGAGGAUGAUAUGUAUGUUUCUGAUGAGGAUAGGCGUGCGAGGCGGCGCGAGCGCGAGCGGGAAAGAGGGAGAGAUCGGGUGCGCCGGCGGACGGCUGCUGCACAACAACAUCAGGAACAAGAAGCGCAGGCGCAGGCGCAGGUUGUCCCUAAUGCACCUACGGGCGCGGAACCCGUCGCUGCUACCCGUCCGCGCUCUGUGUGGUGGUGGGGUCCGCUGUGGCGCUGGCGGUUACAGGACUCGACGGUGUACAGAUGA